This is a messenger RNA of Cucumis sativus (cucumber), 2430 nucleotides long. Its product is annotated as G-type lectin S-receptor-like serine/threonine-protein kinase At4g27290. The transcript is spliced from 7 exons. Gene Ontology annotation, molecular function: protein serine/threonine kinase activity; ATP binding. The coding region runs from base 1 to 2430 and encodes 809 amino acids. The record is from RefSeq and is a predicted model, not a curated record. Gene Ontology annotation, biological process: protein phosphorylation; recognition of pollen. Lineage: Eukaryota; Viridiplantae; Streptophyta; Magnoliopsida; Cucurbitales; Cucurbitaceae.
AUGGCAAAACUGAUUUCGAUUUGUCUGUUUUUCUGGACGACCACCGCUCUGUUUCCAAGAAAAUCAUUAGCAAUUGAUAGCAUAAAAGCAGGGGAAUCCAUUAGUGCCAGUGCCCAGAUAUUAGUUUCAGCUCAACAGAAGUUUGUGUUGGGAAUCUUCAAUCCCGAAGGCUCCAAAUUUAAAUAUUUGGGAAUAUGGUACAAGAACAUCCCACAGAGGACUAUCGUAUGGGUUGCAAACAGAGACAACCCAUUUGUAAGUUCCUCUGCCAAAUUAACAUUCAAUGAAGAAGGGAACGUUAUUCUUGUCGAUGAAACAGAUGGAGUUUUAUGGUCUUCCACUUCUUCAAUAUACGUGAAAGAACCGGUCGCUCAACUUCUAGAUAACGGUAACUUGGUAUUAGGAGAAUCUGGGUCUGAAAAUUAUGUGUGGCAGAGUUUCGAUUAUGUCUCUGAUACUCUGUUACCCGGCAUGAAACUUGGUCGGGACUUGAAAGCUGGUAUGACCUGGAAGUUAACGUCAUGGAAAAACCAGAACGAUCCCUCCUCUGGGGAUUUCACUUAUGUUAUGGACCCUGGUGGGCUUCCCCAGCUUGAAAUUCACAGAGGAAACGUCACAACGUACAGGAGCGGCCCCUGGUUGGGUAGUAGGUUUAGUGGCGGUUACUACCUUAGAGAAACGGCAAUUAUAACUCCACGGUUCGUUAAUAAUUCGGAUGAAGCAUUCUAUUCAUACGAGUCUGCUAAAAAUCUCACUGUCAGAUAUACACUGAACGCAGAAGGCUACUUCAACCUAUUUUAUUGGAACGAUGAUGGAAAUUAUUGGCAGAGUUUGUUUAAAUCACCAGGAGACGCCUGUGAUGACUACAGACUCUGUGGAAAUUUUGGUAUUUGUACGUUUUCUGUCAUAGCUAUCUGCGAUUGCAUUCCUGGGUUUCAACCAAAAUCGCCAGAUGAUUGGGAAAAGCAAGGCACGGCUGGUGGGUGCGUUAGAAGGGACAAUAAGACCUGCAAAAAUGGAGAGGGGUUUAAAAGAAUCAGCAAUGUGAAAUUACCAGAUUCUUCUGCGAAGAAUUUGGUUAAGGUUAACACAAGCAUUCAAGACUGCACAGCGGCGUGCUUGAGUGAUUGCUCUUGCUUGGCCUACGGAAGGAUGGAGUUUUCCACAGGAGACAAUGGCUGCAUCAUAUGGUUUGAGAGAUUGGUGGAUAUGAAAAUGCUUCCUCAAUAUGGACAGGAUAUCUAUGUAAGGUUGGCUGCUUCAGAAUUAGAAUCGCCUAAAAGGAAGCAGCUUAUAGUUGGGCUGAGCGUGUCCGUUGCUUCACUGAUAAGCUUCUUGAUUUUUGUUGCUUGCUUUAUCUAUUGGCGUAAAAGAAGGAGGGUUGAGGGUAAUGAGGUUGAGGCUCAAGAGGACGAAGUUGAAUUGCCACUCUAUGAUUUUGCGAAGAUUGAGACUGCCACGAAUUAUUUUUCUUUUUCAAAUAAGAUUGGCGAAGGUGGUUUCGGUCCUGUGUACAAAGGAAUGAUUCCAUUGGGACAAGAAAUUGCAGUAAAAAGACUGGCAGAGGGUUCCAGCCAAGGGCAAACGGAGCUAAGAAACGAGGUUCUAUUGAUCUCCAAACUGCAACAUCGUAAUCUCGUCAAGCUACUUGGUUUCUGCAUUCAUCAACAAGAAACAUUGUUGGUCUAUGAAUAUAUGCCAAACAAAAGUCUCGACUAUUUUCUAUUUGAUGACAAGAAGCGAUCUUUACUUAGUUGGAAAAAAAGGCUGGAUAUUAUAAUUGGAAUAGCUCGAGGUCUUCUUUAUCUCCACCGAGAUUCAAGGCUUAUAGUUAUACAUAGGGAUCUCAAAGUGAGUAACAUCUUACUAGAUAACGAAAUGAAUCCAAAAAUUUCGGACUUCGGUAUGGCUCGCAUGUUCGGUGAAGACCAAACCAUGACACAAACUAAAAGAGUUGUUGGGACCUAUGGCUACAUGUCCCCAGAAUAUGCAAUCGAUGGAUAUUUUUCAAUGAAAUCAGAUAUCUUCAGUUUUGGAGUUAUUCUUUUAGAAAUAGUUAGCGGUAAGAAGAACAGAGGCUUCUUUCAUCCCGAUCAUCAACUAAAUCUUCUUGGACAUGCAUGGAAACUUUGGGAAGAAGGCAAUGCUUUGGAAUUAAUGGAUGAAAGAUUGAACAAGGAUGGAUUCCAAAACUCUGAAGCCCAGCGAUGCAUUCAAGUAGGACUUUUGUGCGUUCAAGAGAAUCCUGAUGAAAGGCCAGCUAUGUGGUCGGUACUUUCAAUGUUAGAGAGUGAAAAUAUGGAAUUAUUAUGUGUACCUAAACAACCUGGAUUUUACACAGAAAGAACUAUUUCUAAAACCCAUAAUUUACCAGGUGAAAGCUCUUGUAGUACCAAUGAAGUGACCGUUACACUGCUGUAUGGUCGUUAG